Molecule: messenger RNA, 315 nt
Organism: Debaryomyces tyrocola
Lineage: Eukaryota; Fungi; Ascomycota; Pichiomycetes; Serinales; Debaryomycetaceae
Source: the annotation of a GenBank genome assembly
AUGCUUGUAGACGAAGCUGAAGAAUCAGUGGUAGUAGUGUCCUGCUGCGCUUUGCCUGCAGCAGCUUCACUAAGUAUUGUGGUGAUAGAUGCUGGGACUAAAAACAUGUUAGCGCCAACGCUCGAGCAUAAGGAGAGAGCCAAACUUGUAGCACUGGCUACAGCGUCUCCUGAACAUUUCGAAGCAAAGCAUUCACCUAUUAUUCCUGCCCAAUGGGGCAUAACACAAAAACAUCCAGUAUCCCAAUAUGGACAUGGCGUAUUGUCUGUAGGUAUAUCAACACAUUCUUUACCACAUUCUGGUAACCUGGUGUAA